GUCUGGCGAGUUGGCGCCUUGCGGUGACUGCGUGACGACUGCAUCAGGUGCUGCUAUGAGUGAUGCCGCGGCCCUGACGCAACGUCAGCCGUCUGCACAGCUGGUUACCCCGCCCCUGCCAUCAGUCCCUGUCUCAGUUCGCGUCAUCACGAGUGUGCUACAGCUAUCGAUCGCUGCCCACAGGGCCAGAGGUGAUCAGAGCUGCCGAAAGACCAAGUCUGAGCGUCAGGGGUGACCAAUGGCGGCGCUUAAUGUCCGUCAAAAGGAGUAAACGAAUUAACAGAUGGCAGUGAGUAGUUUUAUAAGUUCGUUGCAAAUUUCAAUAGAAAAAAUAGUCAGAUUUCUGAUAUGCCUACAAUAUUUGAAAGGAUUGAUUCCUUUUGAACCAAUGCUUAGCUUACCUUUGUUUUUUUAGAAUAAAUAUUCAGGCAUUUUUUUUUCAAUGAUCAACAAAUGUACGCAUUGCUUUUGACGUAUGUAAGAUUUAGAGCCUACACGCUCAAUAUUUAACCGCUUCGAAAUCAGCAACUGGUAAUGGUGAGGUACCUAAUGGUUGAUCGUUGAUGACUUUAAAUUCAUAAGAGCAGCUUCUCAUAAAUGCGUAGUUGAAUAGAACUUUAAAAAAAUUGAUUAUGUUAACUGUGCAAUAAGAAACAUUUAUGCACACAACUGUGCGGAACCUAUUGUUGUCUACAGACGUAAUUAAGUUCGUUCAUUAUAUGCAGUUCUGUAAAAUUAAUGUGCUAGUUUUCCCGAGUCGGCGCUGUUCAGUGCCCAGUGUUUAAUCUUCAUUGUAAUUAUCAGGUUGUUAGAUAAUGGCACUCAUCUGUCGCAGUAAUACGUCAGAUGAAGCUGUGAAUCGAGAGCAUCGAUUAUCGAUCAAUAGAAAAUCGGCGGUAAUUGAAGAAUCUGGGUUAAUUAAUGCGUAUGAUUGAUUUAGCUCACGCGCGUGCGCCGUCUGCCUCCCGGCAUGUGUCGUACGACAUGACGUCACACAAGUGGGCGGAGCCUGUUUGUCGUGUUGCCUGUCAGCUGGAUAUCAGCUGAGGGAGCGUCCAUCCCCCCCCCCCUCGAGCCGCGACCCCGCCCCCUCUCACGCCCCAUGAGUGACGCAGAGGGACCGAAUUCCUGGCACGGGCGUCUCGCUGACCCGAGCGAGCCAGCCCUUUAACGCCGGGACAGUCUCCGCGGCGGUCAGCCGAUUUUUUACCCGGCCGCCGCACGUGUCGACUACACGUGACCUGCAGAGGCGGUCCCAGGGGUCGGGCACGCACACCCACCGGGUCAUUCAGUAAAGCACCGUCUGGGGGUCAACAGCACCGAAAAACAGCGAAAUAACAAACAGUCGCCCCUCGCUCAGCACUCCCCCGAAUCGGAUGCCCCCCGACGGCUCUCAUGGUAACAGACCUCUCCGCUGGGGGGCCGGGCUCGCGCGUGCGUUUGGCUGGACAGCCACGGCGGCGCGGCCGCUCGGACGGCUCAGGGCGGCCGCUGAUUGGUCGAGGGCGGCUCGUUCACGUGAUCGUCGGCUGGUGGCUGCUGUGAGGGAGAGUGCCGGCGCGGGCGGCCGGUCGGCGCGGCGCGGCCAGCGCACAGCGCGAGUCGAACUCCGUGAGCGUAGACGGGCGGACUGUAGCGAUACGUGGGUGCGACUCGAAACGGCGAGACGCCCGUCGAACGCCGACGACGGCGACCUCUUCUCAGCGCGGUGACCCGGUCUGCCCUGCAUGCUAUCGAUGUCGCUGGGCGCGCUGGUUCUUCCUGUAGACAUGGAGUUCUACAGUCUGAGCUCCUCACCGGUGCUGUCCUCGUCGCCGCGGCUGGGCGCCGACUUCCUCUCGUCCUCGCCGCUGCUGGGGCCCGACUUCCUCUCAGAGCUGCAGCGGGGCGCCGGCAGGUCACCGUGGUCCGAGCCGCGACCGCGCCUCCUCAACCGUAUCAACUGCCAGAGGCGCUCGCCGGCGCCGCCCUCUGAUGACGAGGAGGAGGAUGAAGAGGACGAUGAGGAGGAGAAUGAGGAGGAGGACUCGGCGGACCGGCCGCGAUCGAUCCUCAUUAUCCGCAGCGACUCGACUGAGGAGAGCAGGAGAGAGGAUAAGAAGAGGGUCGUGUUUGCUGAUGAUCGAGGACAGCCACUUGUUCAGAUCCGCCGGAUGCGGGAGCCGUCGCACAUGCCGCCGCGCUGGACGUCCCGCUUCCUCCGACACGUCACAGGAGUCGAGGCGGCCUCGUCAGCCCCGCAGGAGCCCCGGUUCCGACUCGACUUUCCGCAGCCGGCGGCCGAUUACAGCCGCUUCUGCGAGCGUCUGGACGCCAACAGCGUGGCACUGGAGCACGCCGUCUACAAGGAGGCAGAGGACCGGCUCACCGGCACCAUCAAAGUGAAGAACCUCCACUUCGAGAAGGUGGUAUUCGUCCGCGUGUCUGAGAACAACUGGCGCACGAGUCGAGACGUGGCAGCCACGUACGUGGCGGCGGCCAGCGGCGGCGCGGCCGGAGCCACCCUCUACGACCGGUUCAAGUUCGAGCUGCCGCUCACGUCGACUACGUCACGUCUCGAUUUUUGCGUGUGCUUCCGCUGUCCUCUGGGCGAGUUCUGGGACAACAACAACGGUGCCAACUACGGCGUCAGUCGCCAGAAGUCUGCGCAGGCGCAGCAGCACGGUCCGCGGGACAUCUACCGCGCCCAGGUGGACAACUGGUCCUGCUUCUCCAGCUGGGGGGACGAGUUCGGAGGCGGGCCCUACUGGUGACGCGCUGGCCGCAGCUGCAGCGCCCCUGGCGGGCGCAGUGCGAACCAAGGAGGCGGCCCGUCGCCGGCGCCUCUGGCAUGGAGUCUCAGGUCGGCGUGAGGCUGGUGCGACCGGCACCAGCACGCUUCUGUCGGCAGUGAAACGGGCCUCACGUGCGAACUGGACCACCCGGAACAACCCUGUGCCGCUGAGACUGCCGGCGAUCCACAGAAGCCGCAGGGCGGCGAGCAAAAGCUGAUCCACCCUUCACUAGGAAAAAGGGAGGGGCGAAAGGAGGCCCCUGGGAAGGACCACCCCGUGCUACUCCACUGGUGGGAUCGGAGCAUGAAAGGGGAGGUGUGGCGGUGACCAGCCGCUCUUAUAUGAGAGAGACUCGGCCCCAAGUAGUGAGUAGCUGCCCCGGGGAGCGGUGCUGUGAGGUCGCAGUAGACGAGCGCUCGCCAUAGAGCGUGCGCCCUAUGUGGAGCGCCCUAACCGCCGUCCGCCGCCGCGGGCCGGCCUCGGGCGUCCUAAGGGCACGGCGGGCUGGAAAAACACCCGAUCUGAGAGAGCUGUGACUCCUCCAGUAGUGGAACGUGAACGUCCCUCAUGCGUUUUCGGGACAUGAGAGACAGCCCACCUAUAUAUACACACACGCGCGCGUGGGAGCGUUCAAAAGGCGCUUUAUCUUCUGUGCGCGAGCCUGUGAAGCAAAGUGCAAAUCAGAGGCUGGUGAGGCCUUUUAUGCAUCGCUGUGCGAUGCGGCGAUGCAAAGUCACCCUAUAUAUGCAUACUGUGUUCGGAUUCCUAUCCAAUGGUGGCGGCGUCGGGGAGCUGUGACUUGACUCAACUAAGAUGAGAGGCAUGGAUGGUGUGUAGCCGUCCUAAGACGGAGCUGUAACGUCUUGCCAGUGGCAGUGUGUCGAUGGUAUUGUCAUGUUCUGCAGGGAUCGAUCGGCUCUCUGGAUGCUGUGUGGGGAGGAGGCACAAUGUUGGUGGUGUUUCCCAGAGGGAGCUGACUAUGUUUUGUAGAGUUAUGUGUCCACCGGCACAUUAAACACAUGUUUGAUAUCGCGGCGGUAUACGUAAUGUUAUCGAGCCUGACACACAAGCAACUAGGCACUGUUGGACGCUGGUCUGUGUGGGUAUGUGUGCGUGUGUGUGCGUGACGCUGUCGAUGGCCGGAAUAAGUUUGGUGCCACCGACACGUGCAGCGCUGUGACGGUGGCAGGUUGCGCCGCCUGGAGCGACCUGUCUCAUAUGUGCCAUGGGUAGACUGGAGAGCCCGUCAGGGCCUGCCGAAAGACGAUGUUAUAUGAUCAGCGGAGCUGCUGCCACAGUCGCCGCCGAGGUGCAAUAUACACAGACUCCUCUUGUAA
Messenger RNA from Amphibalanus amphitrite, 4111 nucleotides. Its product is annotated as protein phosphatase 1 regulatory subunit 3C-like. The coding region runs from base 1728 to 2753 and encodes 341 amino acids. Gene Ontology annotation, biological process: regulation of glycogen biosynthetic process. The transcript has 3 exons. Gene Ontology annotation, cellular component: protein phosphatase type 1 complex. NCBI's taxonomy places the organism in Eukaryota, Metazoa, Arthropoda, Thecostraca, Balanomorpha, Balanidae. The record is from RefSeq and is a predicted model, not a curated record. Gene Ontology annotation, molecular function: glycogen binding; protein phosphatase 1 binding.